AUGGAACAGGAGUGGGACCAGAAACCAAAGCACCCACACAGGACCGAUCGGGCCUCGACGGUCACGACCAACGUGCAUUCCCUCACAUUCGCCAUGAAGCGCUCGUUCCAACACGUGGCUGCAGCCGUUCCGUUCAAUGUCGCACCUGUCGCUGCCGUCAAUGGUGAACCCAUUGCUGUUGCAGUCACUAGCUCCGAGAUAAACGACUGUAGUCGACCACGGAAGCACCGAGUGUUGAACCACUCAGCUAUGAAGGUAUACUCGACACCAAGUUCGUGUCUUUCGUCGAAAAAUUGCAACAUUGCGAUGGCCCUAGGGUCCCCACUCUCACGUCAAUGGAGAUGUGAUACUCUGGAGAGCAGGUUACGGGAGGAAGGUGUACUGCAUCUCGUGCUUUCGUUCCUCAACUUUCGGGAUCACCAGGUCAUUCGAGGAACGAGUCGAUGUUGGCGAGAACGGGUUCGGACACUAGAAGUCGAUCGACUCGACGUCUCGGCUCGAACCUUCUCGUUGGGUACUCGCAGUCUCCCCCGAGCAUGUCAAGCACUUUUGCAGAGCUACAGUCGCGUUCGUCGAUUGGACGUGUCAGGUCAGCGCUCCUUCGUUGAUCGUGACUUGCUCCUGUUGACGUCGUGCUUUUGGCCACACCUUGAGGAGAUUGUUGCCGACGACUGUCAGGAGCUUACCAACUUUGGCGCUCUUGCCGUGCUCAAUGCUCAGUCCUUUCGACUUGGUUCCGUGUCUUUCCGUCGGUGCAAGAAGGUUACGGGGACCCUGUUUGCUGGUCAAGCCUUGCCGCUCACUGGUUCCCACCCGUCACUAAGGAGGAUCAACCUGGACGACACGAGUGUGACCCGUGCCUUCAUCUUGCACCUCGAAGCCCACUUCCCAACUCUCGAGCACUUGAGUGCUCUGCACACUCCAGCCCAUUACGCUUUUUUCCAGCAAACGUUGACGUUGAGACCCUUGCUACGUGAACUCCAGCUGCUGGUAAACCAGGAGCUCGUGGAGAUGCCAUUGCUGCCUGCACUUCUUGAUGAGUUCAACCAGUGGUGCCAUAGUCCCUGUCGACGUGGAGCUGGAGCUUUCGAGCAAACGAUAGUGGCCACGGGAUCCCGAGCUCUUUUAGAUGUCCCGUUGUUUCAAACUAGACCUAUCGAUGGUCUCUAUGCGACUGGCGAGACUGAAGACGAUGGGCUGGUAUCGCUGUCACCGCUACUUUAUGCGUGUGCAACCGGACGCACUCGAGUUCUGUCAGCAAUCCUAGCAACAGCAAAAGGUCAGGAGUUUACCAGCAUGUUCGACUUGGAGAAUACAGACGCUGAUGGGUACUCGGCACUGAGUAUUGCAGUUGCGAACGGCUUCACGGAAGCUACUCGGCUGUUGCUGCGAGCUGGGAGUGAUCUGAACACGCGGUCAUUGACGUUCGCGUCACCCCUUUACUUGGCAAGUGAGCACGGGUGGGACGUGUUGGUCGACAUGUUGCUGGAUGUUAAUGCACGACGAGAUUGUGCAGUCCAAGGAGGUGCAACGGCGAUCUGUGCAGCUGCGAAGAAUGGGCACCGGUCGAUCGUAUUGCGGCUACUUGCAGCGGAGCUGCAGGCGGAAGAGGAAGCACAAGAUGGAGGCUGUAUGAGCAGGAAGCAGUUGGUGCAGGCGCUGUUUCUGGCUUGCGAAGGAGGUCAUUUCUUUGUGGUCUCGGACCUGCUGCUGCUCACGGAGCUCGACGCAAACGUUCUCAUGGAUGACAACGUGUCGCCGCUGUACUUGGCGUGUCAAAUGGGGCACGUCGACAUCGUGUCUUUGCUGCUAUCCCGUGGUGCCAACCCGAGCUUCCGUCGGCCACAAAGCCGCGUGUCCUGUUUGUACAUUGCUGCGCAAGAAGGUCAUGACCACAUUGUCCGUCUACUGGUACACGCCGGCGCAGACGUGCACGCAAGGAUGGACGACAUGUCCACUGCCUUGCACAUUGCUGCUCGGAUGGGCCGGACAGAUGUCUCUCGGUCUCUUCUCACCUUUGGGGCUCGCCUGAAUGAUCAGACACGAUCGGGACUAACGGCUUUGUACAUUGCAAGUGAAGAGGGCCACGUCCAGCUCGUGCACUUCUUACUGGGAGCUGGUGCAAAACGCGAUCGACGAACAAGUAGCGGAGCUACUGCUGUGUUUGCUGCAGUGCACCGAGGGCAUGUGUCCGUGCUGGAAGCUCUGCUCUUUGGAGGCGCGAAUCCCUCGAUCUCAAAGCAUAACGGCACCAGUCCUCUUGAUGCCGCAGCUUUGCUGGGCGAUGUCAAAGCAGCGAGACUGUUGCUGUACUUUGGUGCACGUGUGGAUGGAUGGACAGUAGACGCGAUGAAAAGCACCGACGUGAUGCUGCCGGUUGCGAGACCUUCUUCCUAUGCCUACGUCCCUCGACCCAGCAGGUCUUCUUCCACGGUAUCAGCACCGCCAUUGUGA
Molecule: messenger RNA, 2454 nt
Organism: Peronospora matthiolae
Lineage: Eukaryota; Oomycota; Peronosporomycetes; Peronosporales; Peronosporaceae
Source: the annotation of a GenBank genome assembly